AUGGAUCCGGCCAACUGGAAAACACUUGACAGGAACAGCCAGAAUAAUCCAUCUUUACCACCUCCUAGGAAACAUGGAAACAUCAAGAAGAAUCAAAUGGAGGCAAGGAGGAGAAGCAGGAGUAGGAAGGAGGAUGGAGCUUUGAAAGCUUGCAGAGAGUGCCUGGAGGAGCUGGAAGAGGUUUGGGACCUGAUGUCACUCCUGCAAAGCCACCGGGGGAGGCUCCCGGACAAGGGCGGCUUUCAUCAGCUCUCUGGUCAAGAUCCCAGUGGCGAGAUGUGCAAAGCAGCACCUGCUGGAGCCCACCAGCCGUGCAGGCAAGAGGCUGCUCCCGCCACGUCUCCAACUCUUGUGACCAAGCGGCCUCUCCCUCGGGCCUCCAGCCUUUCCCCAGGCUCAGUGACCUCCUCAGUUUCCAUUCAUUCACGUCCAUCCCUGAGUGCCUCUCAGUCCCCAGAGCCCGUCCUUCCCCUGGACGGCCUUUCACCCCUGCCACUGGCUCCUUCCCCUUCCCCGCCAUGCGCCCCUGAGGCAGGGGCCUGCCCUCCACCUCCCACAGCCUCCUCUGCCCCACCUCCACCAGGCUCCAUGCUGAGCCUCACUCAGUGUGACUCCCUGGCACUCCCACUGGGCGCCAUCCCACCCACCUCGUCUCCAGGCUCCCCUUGGAGACCAGCCAUCUCAGGCCUUGUCCGUUCAAGCUGUCCCAUUUCAGCCCUGUCCUGGGGGCAGGUGGCUGCCAAAGCCUGGAGCCCCUCCACCUUGAUGCACCUUGAGUCUCAGCAAGAGCAACGUCCCCGCCACCCACCAGAGACGUCAUUUUUGAGAGACCCCACAAACAUGCAGGUAGAGGCUGGUCACUUAUCUUUUGUCAACCCGGAUAUCCGGAAGCUGCUGGAGAUAUUGAUCACCAAAAGAGUAGAACAGAAGAUUUGGAAGGAGAAAGAAAAGGGGGAGGAGUCAGGCUACCACUGGAAUUCUUUGGGGAAGGAGAUCAAGUCAGUGGGUGACAACCAGGCCACCUUGGGUCACCAACACUUCUGGAGCAUAAAUGGCAAACCAGAACAGCAGCUUGGUCCUGAGAAGCCCCCAGAUCCUGACACUUUGGGGGACCAUCUACAGAAGACAUGCAGCCAGCUCUUCUGGGGCCUCCCCUUUCUGCACAGUGAGUCUCUGGUGGCUACUGUCACAGUAGCUCAUUCCCCUCUAGAGUUAAACUCUGUCUUAUUCAAUGCAUGCUCUAAUGCCAAACCAUUCCAAAUUCAAGCUCAAGUACCUUCACAGCUAUCACUGGCCCAGUCCUUGACCCACCCUGUUGACCAGGCUCAAACUCAACUCUUGACUCAAACCAGGCCCCAAUGUCAACCACCACCUCAGGCCCACAUGGAGACCCAGGCCCGACACCAAUUGUUGACUCCAACAAAACUCCAAUAUCAACCACCACCUCGAGCCCACAUGGAGACCCAGGCCCGAUCCAAACCGUUGACUCUAACCAUAUCCCAAUGUCAGCCACCACCUUGGGCCCAGCUAGAGACCACUCCCCAUCUCACACUGUCUCUCCCAAUUCCAUCAUCUUCCUCCCAACCCCAGAUUAGGGACCCAAACUUGCAUUGUGAAUUAUAUUCCACAACAAUGCAAAAUAAGGCAGAAUCUUUCAUCCCAAAGGCAAUUCAAAACCUGGAAUGUAACUUUUUGAAAAAGAAACUAGAAAGCGGGAGAACUUUCCCUUCUUUGGUUAAAAAAUCUCACCAAGUCUUUAGCCAAGUCACUCCCAACUUUUCCCAGGAAAGCAGAUCUUUCCAGGCCCAGAGCUCUGUCUCUGUCCUUCCUGGGGAUUUGAUCAGCCUUGAGGUUCGGGAGAAAUUGGAGCACCACCUUUUGAAAAGGUUCAUGCAGCAACAGAGCGGCCUGCCCUGCAGAAUCCAAGCAUCUCAGAAUCUGAUGCAGCCUGAGGGUGAAUUCCCAAGACCUUGUCAGGCACAGGGCAAGAAGGGGUCCUCAAGGCCCUCUGCAGUUAUAGGCCAAAGCAGCCAGGACACACAGAAGAUGAGGUCCAGGUGCCCAGCAAGGAUCCCACCAGGGAAGGACCUGAGCCAGGAUAUAGGGCAGAGUGUGGGGAGGAUCCUAAAAGAUCUGCAUAUGACCUCAGCCAGGCCCCCAGCAAAGGUUCCAAAACUGAAGCCUGAGUCAGAAAGAGAGUUGGGCCCAGGCAGGAAGCAACCAGAAGAAGUCUCAGGAGUCCUUAGGGGCAGGAAGGCAGAGCAGAUCCGUGAGAGUCGGAUCCCUGUGGAUGUCCAUUGCUCAAGGCUUGCUGCCACCCAUGUCUUAGACCUUCCUGAAGAGUCACAAGCUCAUAAGGAAACAGAAAAUCCAGAAUCGUCUCAGGCUGGGGAAGCCUCCGUGGACACCUCCCAGGAGGCUCUUGUCCCCGGCCCUCAUAUUCAACAGGAGCUGGAAGCACAUAUUACACGGUUUCGGGUGAGGCACAGGUGGGGCCUUCCCCUCAAGGUCCUCAAGUUUCUACUCGGCUGGAAGUUAAAGAAGGCUCACCCCAUACGCCUUCCAGGGCCCACCUUGAGAGUCACCUGCGAAUCUGGGGACCACUCAAAAGCCCAGUUAACCGAGGUCUUGGGAAAACCUCCUCAGCCCCAUCCAGGAGAGAAAGUGACAACAGCAGAGGCAGUUCCCCCCCUGGAGACUCCCCUCCCAGCCCCCUCAUGGAUGAGUGAGGAAACCCAGGGGACCCUGGGACGGUCUCCACUUGGCGACAUCCGUAAACCCUCAGAGGCCCCUCUGACUGCACAGGAGGACAAGCCACCUUCUCAGACCCCCACAUACAAUUUUGUGGGCAGAAUCUGGCACAAUGAGUCUGUCGUGGGGGCUGACAAAGGCAGUCUGGAGCCCAGUCCACGUCCAGCAAUGGCCAGCAAUGAGCCACAGGAGGAGGCUGGGGAACGGGCCUCCCCAGACUCCUGCUCUAGCGUGACAGUAGUGGACCUUGACGCAUGGCCUCAAUUUUCCAGGGCCCAAGAGGCCAUGGAGGGGGACCCUCCUUCAAAAGACACUUUUGAAUCUAGUGCACUGAUCAAAUCCCAAAUCAUUAAUAUGGAUUUGAGGAGAUCACCAUCUCCAAGGUCCAAUAAAAGCCCCUUGUCAAAUAUAAAUCCUGUUGACACAAAUACAGAAGAUCUACUCUUUGAUGCACAGUUUCCUGAGCUUGAGUUCCAAGUGUUCAGAAACCAGCAGAAACAGGCUCAAAGCCGGGCCACCAGUGUGCUCCUUCAAGACUGUGAACCUGGUGUGCUCCUUCAAGACUGUGCCACUCACACGCUUCUCAAAGACAGUCACUCAGAUAUGUUCGUUGCCGCAGACAUCUUGGCUUCUCAGGAAUCUUGGUCCUGUUCCCCGACCUUGUCCAGUGGAGACACGUCCAUUUCCCAGAUAUUCUCUGAUCUUCCGUCUAGUAGAGGGAGCAGCCAGAGAGAGCGGGAGGCCCUGAGACAGCAGCCCCAAUACAAGAGCCAGAGCAAGAAGUUUGUCCUCAUGGACGGGAGAGAGAAUAAGAGGAGGCCCAAACUAGGACAGUGUAAAAGAGGGUUGGCAGAACUGUGGACCUACCAGGCAUGCGGGAUGAGCCACCCUGGCCAGAAAAAGGAAUCAGCAGAGUCCCUAAGAAGUAUGUCCCACCAGUUAAUCCCAAAGAAGGGGCAGCUUCCUUCAGAAAGCCACUUCAGAAAAAGGAUUAAGCACCUUCUGCAGUGGAUUUUCCCCAAUAAAGGCAAAGCACCAGAAGAGCCCCUGCAGAAAGGCAAGCCUGCAACAGCCACCGCCCAGAGCCAGGGGCCAGUCAAAAGCAGGUUGUUUAAGGACAGCGGGGCUGUGGAGGCUCAGGCUCUCAUGACAGCUGUUGGACAGAUCCUAGUGGAGAAGAUGGAGCUUCCCCGUGGACCUCAUGCCUUGGAGUUAAAUUGGUGCAAAGGGGAACUCCAGGCCCCGCCCAGAGGAAAGAAGUUAGGGGCUCGGUGGCUCAUGGUGGCCCCACCCCAGAGUCUCCCCAAUAUUCCAGUUUCUGGAACCCCGACAGAGGGAGGCCCCCUGGAGCUCCUCCACAGAGGGCCAGGCUCCCAGAGGCAGUGA
Molecule: messenger RNA, 4137 nt
Organism: Hippopotamus amphibius kiboko
Lineage: Eukaryota; Metazoa; Chordata; Mammalia; Artiodactyla; Hippopotamidae
Product: spermatogenesis-associated protein 31E1-like
Exons: 6
Coding region: 1-4137 (1378 amino acids)
Source: RefSeq, a predicted model, not a curated record